This is a messenger RNA of Fonsecaea monophora, 2721 nucleotides long. RefSeq lists its product as hypothetical. Bases 1 to 2721 code for a protein of 906 amino acids. The transcript is spliced from 6 exons. Gene Ontology annotation, cellular component: chromatin. The record is from RefSeq and is a predicted model, not a curated record. Lineage: Eukaryota; Fungi; Ascomycota; Eurotiomycetes; Chaetothyriales; Herpotrichiellaceae. Gene Ontology annotation, biological process: regulation of transcription by RNA polymerase II; DNA-templated transcription. Gene Ontology annotation, molecular function: DNA-binding transcription factor activity, RNA polymerase II-specific; RNA polymerase II cis-regulatory region sequence-specific DNA binding; zinc ion binding.
AUGAAUCCAACCACAAAGACGGCGACCUCACUUGCCGUCGCUGUGCUGCCCACUUCAGGCGGCGUGAUCUAUUGGCGCCAUGUGCAACGUCACCGCCAAAAGGACGCCGAAGCAGGGGGAGAGGGACUCGGCAACCUGGCUACGAAGAAGCGACUGUGGAGGGACAGUGCUGGGAGGAUAGUCAACGCCAGUCGGCCCCAGAAGAUCGUCACCACCUCUCCAAGGCUCGAUGCCAGAUACGAUAGACAGACUCAGGCAACGGCUGAGGAUGCUCACAAUGCUCUGCCAUCUCCGCCUAUCUCAGAUCCGAGCACUGGACUAGACCAGAUGAGUCAUGAGCAGGUUACAGGCGGCACUUAUCUCCAAGGCCCGUGGCAAUCGAUUGAUUUGAACAUGAUGUUUCCAACUCCAGGGGCCGGUGACCUUGACUUUCUGUCCGACUCGUGGUGGUCCGACCAGUCGUACCAGACCACGGCAGAGGGCCCUUGUGGUCUCCCUUACAACGAUGUUUCUUUUCCUGAUACCACAAUCUCCUUCAGCACAUCACUGCCGACAUUGCAGUACUACAGUUGGCUUUUCGGGAAUGACUUUCCCAACACGACUGACCCUCAGUCCGAGCCAUUGCCAGACAUGACAACUGGCAUCGGGCUCACAGAUCACCAGAUGCAGCAUCAUUCGGUACCAGAUCGCCUUGAGCCGAACCUUCCCCCGCCUCCACCUCCUCCUGUUCAGUUCCGGAACGAAGACACCAGGUUCCCCUCCCUGAACACCCAUGUACGCCAGACUGUCGGAUAUCCUUCUACAAAUACGCAACCACGUCUCUCACCACAAGGUCUACCUAGCUAUCCCUCCGCCCCGACGAACCAAGGCGGUGCGAACGAACUCGGCAUGAUCGGGCUUGACAGUCCUGAUCUAUAUUUCCCCUCAAGCCGACAGACGAGAAGCUCCACGCGGACACCAUCUAACUUUGAGGAUUCUCCCAGCCGCACCCUGCCAGACACGUAUAUCCGACGACGUCCGACGAAGCUACCCGUGAUCACGAAUGAGGCCCGCGACGGGCUGCUGCAAUUGAUCGCUCAGGCUCGGCCAACCUUGCCAGACAAGUCAGAGAUCAGCCCGUGUGACCCGCUGCUGUCUCUGCAAUGUUUGCAGCAUUACAGUGAUUUGUUCUUUACACGGUUCAACUCCACGUAUCCCUUGAUUCAUGCGGCAACCUUUCAGAGCUCGAAGGCACACCCAUUACAACUCAUGUCCAUUGUCCUUCUGGGGGCCACGUAUUGCGACAAGAGGACGCAUCUGCUGGCCGUAUGUGUGCACAACAUCAUGAGACCGCUGAUUCACAGCAGCAAAGACUUUGGGCCGAGACCCAAACUCUGGAUGUUACAGACGAUUUUGUUGGUCGAGUGUUUUGGCAAGAGUCGUGCUGGCGAGCGCCAGCACGACAUGUCCAACCUCUACCACGGACUUCAGAUCAACCUCCUCCGAAGGAGCGAUUGCCACAACGCAUAUCUUCCACCUUGGGAUGAAGCAACUCAGACGUUGGAAGACUACUGGCACAUGGCAAUUGAGGCGGAAGAAAAGCGAAGACUUGCAUUGAUUUCCUUCAUGUGGGACACACAGCAUGCCAUCUUCUUUGCCCAGAUCCUCUGUUUGAAUGCGUCGGAACUCAAAGUGACCCUCCCCUGGGAUACUGCUAUCUGGGAAGCCGACACGGCCGAGGAAUGGCUCCAUCUAAGUCAAAACUCUCCCGCACCCCUACCGUACCUCACCGUGUUGCAAAUGUACACAGACCCGAGUGUGUCGUCCGCGCCCAUACAUCUGAACGCCCUGUCCCGGGUUCUGGUUUUCCAUGGACUCAUGUCUCUCUCGUGGGAUUUCCGGCGUCGUGAUCAGACGGCUUUGAACAAGAACGCUACUUCAACGCAGGUCAGGUGGCAAUCCAAGAUCAGCGCCUGCUAUGCGAAGUGGAAGGAGGACUUUGAUCGGUACACGCGCGACGUCCUGUCAACCUUGUCCACCGGUACAGCCGAACAUGGCAAAUUUCAACGCUAUGCCGUCGCCAACUCGGCCGUCUACCAUACGGCACAGCUGGUCCUGGAGGUCGAAACUGCGGAUCUACAGAUUCAUGCCGGGGCAAAACACAUCACCGGCCGACCCGUCACGGACCUGGAUCGCCAACGAUCGCGCGUGAGACUGAACGAAUACAUGUCGAGGGAUGAUGGGAAGGGGAUGGGCCAAGCGACAUGGCACGCCGCGCGACUCAUCCGCGACGGCAUCCGCAAGCUGGACAACUGGGAUGUUGACGACAUGAUCCUCUUCCCCUGGUGUCUGUACCUAGCGACCUUGACCUGUUGGACGACAUACAGCAUUACCGUUGGACAUGACGCGGACGAGCCGCGAAAGCCCCUUUACGACCAACCCGCGGCCGAUGAUGCGGAAGCGGGCGAAGACGACGACGACGACGACGACGACUGGGAUUCACGAACAGACAUGAACGCUCUGGUCAGUGCUCUGACGAGGCUCGACCCCGUGCGACAGACCUUCGCCAAGGACAUCUGGUCCGCAGCCAGGACGUAUCGGCCACAUGGCCUGCUCAAUUGCAUCGUGAAGACUCUCGCAACAGUCCGGUGGGCAGUGGUCCGAGAGGGCGUGAUCGUGCUUACGCAUCUGAUCGACCGGACCAGAGGAGAUGUCCCGGGUUCACAGUCGGACGCCGUCUAG